Galendromus occidentalis (western predatory mite) is the source of this 723-nucleotide messenger RNA. RefSeq lists its product as uncharacterized. Lineage: Eukaryota; Metazoa; Arthropoda; Arachnida; Mesostigmata; Phytoseiidae. Bases 1 to 723 code for a protein of 240 amino acids. The transcript is spliced from 3 exons. The record is from RefSeq and is a predicted model, not a curated record.
AUGACUCGCCAGGUGAUCAACUCCUGCGCGACUUGCAAGAUCUUCCACAGCGAGGCUGCCAACCUACCGACACCUCCGCUACCCUCCUUCCGACUCGAAGAAGCACCCCCGUUCUUCCACACGGGAUGCGACUUCAUGGGCCCGAUCAGAGCCGCGAAAGAGCUGAAACUCAUCUACGAACACAUCAAGGAUGGAGAAAUCAAGCGCUCGGUCGUCCCACACUUCCGUGACCUAGAAAUCAUUAUCUCAGGCAUAGAAGCGAUGGUGAACAGUAGACCAAUCACCGCGGUAGCCUCAGGGGCAGACGAAGUGGAAGCCCUCACCCCAGAGAACCUCUUAUUCGGAUACAAGGGAAAGACAAUAAUCCCAGAACACCUCUCGAAACCCAAGAAAUCAAUGGACUCUGACAAGGCCAUUUUCUCGAGGAGAUGGAGGUACCAACAACGACUCCUUAACUCAUUCUGGAAACGAUACCAUGAAGAGUACCUCCAAUUUCUCAAGGCAGCCCAUGAGCAGAAACCAAUCUCGGCAAGGCCUCUGAAAAUCGGAGACGUAUGUCUGCUCCAAGGAGAAAGUUUCAACAGAGCACUCUGGCCUCUAUGCAGAGUGAUCUCAUUCCCCGAGAACAUCAAACCAGAAAACGCCAGAUCCUGUUUCAUCAAAACAGCCAAGGGUCAGACCCUCAACCGUCCCAUCAGGAAAUUAUUCCCUCUGGAAGCCUAA